AUGUCAGUCAAUUUAGAAGAAAAAGGAUCUAAAAUCAUAACCAACGAAAAAGAAGAUGUUCAUGAUCCUAAUUAUCAAGAUGAAGGUCAUCAUCAAGGAGAAGGAAACGUCAAGAGGAACCUAAAACAAAGGCAUAUCUCUAUGAUAGCUAUUGGUGGAACGAUCGGUACUGGUUUAUUUCUUGGUAGUGGUGAAGCUUUGAGUAAUGGAGGUCCAGUUGGUUUAAUUUUGGGCUAUGCUAUCAUGGGGGUCGUUGUUUAUAGUAUGAUGGUAGCAUUAGGUGAAAUGGUCACCAUGUUUCCAGUCAGUGGAGCUUUUACACAUUAUGCUACAAGAUUUGUCGAUCCAGCAUUAGGUUUUGCUGUCGGAUUCAACUACUGGUACUCGUUCGGGAUCACACUUCCUACUGAAAUUACUGCUGCUGCAAUAGUUGUUCAAUAUUGGACUUCUAGUGUCAAUGUCGCUGUUUGGAUUACAAUUUUCUUAAUCACAAUUUGUGCUAUCAACUUCUUUGGUGUGAGAUGGUACGGAGAAGCAGAGUUUUGGUUCUCUGCAAUCAAAGUCAUCGCGAUUGUCGGCUUAAUCAUCCUAGGAAUCGUCUUAGAUCUUGGUGGAGGACCGAAUCACGACCGUAUUGGGUUUAGAUAUUGGAAAAAUCCUGGUCCUUUUAAUCAGUUAAACGGCAUUCAAGGCAGUCUUGGUCGAUUUUUAUCCUUCUGGAGUGUCUUUGUUCAAGCAGCUUUCUCAUACCAAGGUACCGAGAUUGUUGCUUUGACAGCUGGUGAGGCCGCUAACCCACGUCAAACUGUUCCAAAAGCUAUCAACCGAGUCUUUUAUCGCAUCUUAAUGUUUUAUAUUGGUGGAGUCACUGUGAUUGGGCUUCUUGUACCAUAUAAUUCACCAGGACUUUUAGGUGGUACUGGAGAUGCAACUUCAUCUCCAUUUGUGAUUGCAAUCAACAACGCAGGAAUCAAAGUCUUACCUGAUAUCGUGAAUGCGAUUAUCUUGACUUCUGCUUAUUCAGCUGGAAACUCCGAUCUUUAUGCAGGAAGUCGUAUCUUAUAUGGAUUAUCAGUGGACAGAAUGGCUCCUAAAAUUUUCCGAAGAUGUACUAAAGGAGGAUUACCACUCUAUUCAUUAAUUAUUACCUCUCUCUUUGGGAUUUUGUCUUAUAUGAAUGUCAAUAGCUCGGGUAGUACAAUCUUUGAUUGGUUAUCAAAUAUCUCUUCUAUCACUGGUCUGAUCACUUGGUGGACAAUUUUCUUGUCUUAUUUGAGGUUUCAUAAAGGUUUAGCUUAUAAGGGAAUUGAUCGGGAUACGUUACAUUACAAAGCACCUUUUCAACCUUAUCUUUCUUAUUUCGGUAUCACCAUGAUUUCUAUCAUCAUUAUCUUUAAUGGAUUCAAAGUCUUCUUGGCAGGAUCUUGGUCACCUUCGAAAUUCAUUGCAGCAUACAUUUCAUUGCCGAUUUUCGUUGUCUUUUUUGUUGUUUGGAAAACAGUAAAAGGUACCAAAUUAGUUAAAAUUGAAGAAAUGGAUUUCGAAACUGGUCGAAGAGAAUUAGAUGAAAUGGACGCUUUUGAAAGGUCAAAGAAUGUUGAACCUACUACUGCAUUUGGAAAGUUUUGGGCUUGGCUAAUGUGAUUUUUUUCACUGGAGGGAAAUGUAGGGUCAAUUACUUGGGUUGUUUAGCUGUUCAUCUUGUAUUUAUCUUUCAUUUCUUCUUAUCACUGUUUGUUUUGUUUUGGGAAAAAAGACUUUCGGUUGGUUCAUUUGUAUCUUUUAUGCACAUUGUUUUUUCUCUAUAUAUUUGUAUAUUUAUGAAGUUGAAUCAAUCUUGGAAAGAAAUCAAAAAAGUAUCAAAUGU
Messenger RNA from Melampsora larici-populina 98AG31, 1867 nucleotides. RefSeq lists its product as uncharacterized. Gene Ontology annotation, biological process: amino acid transmembrane transport. Lineage: Eukaryota; Fungi; Basidiomycota; Pucciniomycetes; Pucciniales; Melampsoraceae. Gene Ontology annotation, cellular component: membrane. Gene Ontology annotation, molecular function: amino acid transmembrane transporter activity. The record is from RefSeq and is a predicted model, not a curated record. The coding region runs from base 1 to 1644 and encodes 547 amino acids. The transcript has 18 exons.